AUGACUGUUUCACAGUUUUCAAGCACUAAAAAGGGUGAGAGUUCAAUUUCCCCUGCUAUUGAAGAACUUGGAAGCAAUUAUGAAUCAUCUGAGCCAACAAAAUCAGAUAUGAAAGUGAAAGAUGCAUAUGAAUCAUUGAGUAUGUCCCCUAUUGCCCCUCCUUUUGGAAAUUCAAUUUCCUAUGGUGAAAAGGAACAAAGUAAAAGUUCAAAGUCAGAGAAAAAUGUGAUCAUGGCAUCACCAAUUCAAGUUGCAAGUCCCUUAUCAGCUAUAAGAAGACCAAAAAAUCACAUAUAUCCCCGUUAUUUGCCUAAGAUUACUCAUCAAGAAUUACAGCAAUUAUCUGGACAAUUAAAAUGUACCAUUGUGCCACUAUUUGAGAAGACACUAACUAUAAGUGAUGUUGGUCGACUUGGUCGCAUGGUUCUUCCAAAACCAUGUGUUGAAACAUAUUUUCCUCCUAUUUCACAACCAGAGGGCAUUCCGUUACAAAUUGAAGAUGUGAAAGGGAAUAAAUUGGUGUUUCGAUUUAGAUUUUGGCCAAAUAAUAGCAGCAGGAUUUAUCUAUUAGAAGGUGUAAAUCCUUGGAUUCGAUCUAUGCAAUUGCAAGCUGGAGAUUUUGUGACAUUUAGCCGGAUGGAACCUGGGGAGAAACUCAUAAUGUGGUUUCGAAAGGCUUCAAUUUCUUCUGAUCAGUCACUAAAGGAAAGUGAAGAAACCACCCUAAAUGUGGUGCCUGAAAAUGUUGCUUCAGCUAGUGAUGAUGAUAUGAGUUUGCAUGACUUUACUGUGUCUAAAGGCUUGAAAAGAGGUCUGCCACAACAAGAGCUAGUUGCUCAUGAGAAGAAAAGAGCAUCUGACAUUGAUUCAAAAAGUAAGAGGCUGCAGCUUAUUGAUAACCAAGAUCCAUUGAUGCUGAAACUUACUUGGGAAGAGGUUCAGGGUUUUCUUCAACCAUCCCCAACAGUUAUCCCAAACAUUGUGGUCAUUGAUGAUCAUGUUUUUGAAGAAUAUGAUGAACCUCCUAUCAUAGCAAAGAAGGGUAUAUUCAUAAAUAGGAUGAAUGAGCAAUGGAUACAGUGUGAUAUGUGCUCAGAAUGGAAGAAGUUAGAAGGAUGUGUGGAGAAUUUAUGUGAUCAAACAAGGUGUUCAUGCUCAGCUUCCAUGAAUUGAACUGGAUAAUCUUUCUAAAAAUGAACAAGAUUCCAAUAGCAAUGAUUUUGAUCUAAAUGGCCUAUGCAAAGAGCUGGUUUUUGACAAUGGCAUCAAUUGAUCUUCUAUGUAGCUAAUCACAUCUGGUGGGUGAAGACUUUCAUUGUUGUUGAAGUAUAUUCAUAAUUUAGUUUGAUUGGGAUAGUGAUGAAUUAUUGUUCCCAAAUAAGUUUUCUAUUCAAACUUGUACUUUCUUUGGGAAAAAUUGUUGUUAUUUUGAGACUUUAUG
Cicer arietinum (chickpea) is the source of this 1441-nucleotide messenger RNA. The record is from RefSeq and is a predicted model, not a curated record. NCBI's taxonomy places the organism in Eukaryota, Viridiplantae, Streptophyta, Magnoliopsida, Fabales, Fabaceae.